Messenger RNA from Fimicolochytrium jonesii, 1214 nucleotides. RefSeq lists its product as uncharacterized. NCBI's taxonomy places the organism in Eukaryota, Fungi, Chytridiomycota, Chytridiomycetes, Spizellomycetales, Powellomycetaceae. Bases 47 to 988 code for a protein of 313 amino acids. The transcript is spliced from 2 exons. The record is from RefSeq and is a predicted model, not a curated record.
GGAGGAGGUCAGCGUUGGUGGUGGUUGCGAACACCGGGAGUGGCAGAUGUGCGGGUUGCAGCCCGCAAUACGCCGCUUGCUGUGGAGACGUGGAACAGGCCCAGCAAUGGCAGGAACAGCACAACCAGUAUCAGGCACAGUUCCACCAGCAAUAGCAGUGGCCUUCACAGCAACAGUAGGCGAGCGGGGAAUGGGAUUAUGGAUGGUUGCAACGCAAAAUAUCGACAUCAGUACACGCAACACGACUGUGGCGAUCUUCGCAACAACUAUUGCGAAGACAGCAAUGAGGGAGCUGGACGUUCGGAUAUGUUCUACUACGCUUGCGCUCCAGCAAAUCUUUGUGCACGAGCGGUAUGCGGAACCAAUGAGGAGGGGAGUGACUGGAAGUAGGAAUGGGACGCGCAAUGGGGAUGGGAAUGGAAGUUUCAAUGGGCAUGGUGGGAAUGGGGCCGACGGGAGGGGCAGGACGGCGGCCACCUUGCUAUGCCGUGACAUUGCAAAGGGAAGACAGAUCCAAAAAACACGGCAGACUGGACCUGCGCCUGGCAAAUUGUGUACCGUGGGAAGGGGAUGUAUGGGCAGUCACCGCCGUCGACCGCCUGACAACAGCACUACUACCGGCAACAGCAGUCGUAUGGGCAGUCUGACAUGCCGGCAUCUGUAUCCGAGAGAGCGUAAGAACGCAGCAACAUUAACUGCAACAUGCCCACAUGUAUACGCAGACGCAGACCCCGUACUUUUUCGCCUCCUCAUCACCGCCUUCGCGCACUCCGCGACUCCAACAUAUGAAGGAUGCGAAAAUUCUCGUGAAACGGGUCCGGCUUGCGGUCGCAGGCGAACAUCAAGUGACAGGAACGCUAGCAAGAACAACCCCGCCACGGCCCUACCGCUCCUCCUCCUACGAACCCGCCAUUGUUGUUCCCGUACACUUACCCUCCCCAUCCGUUCCCACACAAUUCCAUUUCGCACAACCACGCUUAUCGAAUGAGAGCGUCACCCGAAGACCCGUAGAAGGCAUGUGCUCUUGUGGGAAGCAAUCACAAACAACGAGCUGUGGCGACGACGGCUGAUAUCACCGGAAAAACCAGCUGUGCGAGCAAAGGCCUUGUUGGGGCUCUCGGGAGCAUCGAGGCAUUUGCUCGCACGGUCGGUAGGCGGCGUAUCUGCGAUUCAGCGCGGCGGGUGGGACGGUGUCCGGGCAGGCCGACAGGAUG